AUGGGUUCCGCAGACCCCGAAAAAAACACUCAUGAUGUUUCCAGCUCGCCAGAGUCCCAUGCGCGACUCCACCCGCAGAAUGAAGACCACCUGCGCCGCUCUCUCUCAGCACGACAAGUACAAAUGAUUGCGAUAGGAGGCACCAUCGGCACUGGAUUAUUCCUCGGGACGGGAAAAGCGCUUGCAACUGGCGGUCCUGCAUCCCUUCUCCUGUGCUAUUCUAUCGUGGGCGGCAUCAUCUUCGUAACAAUGCUCUCGCUCGGUGAGAUGGCAGCUUUUGUGCCUGUCGCAGGCUCAUUUUGCACGUUUGCAGGACGCUACGUCGACGACGCAUUCGGUUUCGCCUUGACGUGGAAUUACUGGUUUAAUGAUGCUGUAUCAACAGCUGCAGAUCUUACGGCUCUCAACCUACUUGUGAAGUAUUGGUCGGAUGAUUUCCCUUGGUAUGCGCUUGGCAUCGUUGUAUGGGUAUUGAUUGUGCUGGCGAACAUCAUCAACGUCAAAGCAUACGGCGAGUUGGAAUACUGGCUGAGUCUGCUGAAAGUCGUAACGAUCAUCAUCUUCAUCAUCUUGAGCAUUGCAGUCAACGCAGGCGGAAACAUCGGCUAUGGAUACAUCGGUGGGAAGUAUUGGACCAAGGGAGAUGCACCGUUUGUUGGUGGUAUUGGAGGUUUCGCAUCCGUCUUCGUAACAGCUUCGUUCGCAUACGGAGGCACGGAAUCGAUCGCAAUCACCGCAGGAGAGACCCGCGAUCCCGCGCGCGUGCUCCCACGUGUAGUCAAGAAUGUCUUUUGGCGCAUCUUGUUGUUCUACAUUCUUUCAGCCCUCAUGAUCGGCCUCAACAUUCCUUACGACUACCCCGGGCUGAGCACCAAGUCGAGCCGCACAUCUCCCUUCACCAUCGCCUUUCAGAUGGCAGGCUCAAAAGCAGCGGGCUCAUUCGUCAACGCAGUCGUGAUUUCGAGCGUGAUUUCUGCCGGUAAUCAUGCACUUUAUGCUGGAUCGAGGCUUCUUUACACACUUGGCGCAAACGGCCAUGCUCCAAGGGUCUUCACCAAGUUGACACGCUACCAGGUUCCUUGGGUCGCGGUGAUGACGACAAGCUUGGUAGCCAUUGUCCUCUUCUCCCUAUCUUUUGCAGGAUCCGGUCAGGUCUGGACGUGGCUACAAAACAUCGUCGGCGUCUCCAAUCAGUUGAGUUGGAUAUGCAUCGGUAUCGCAUCGCUGCGGUUUCGCGCAGGUAUCAAAGCGCAAGGAAAAGAGCACCUUUUGCCCUUCAAGAACUGGACCUAUCCUUGGGGUCCAGUCAUUUGCGUUGUCUUGAACAUUUUUAUCGUUCUAGUCCAAGGCUGGACCUCAUUCCGUCCAAAGUUUAGUCCUAUCGACUUCGUUAGCUUAUAUCUCGAGCUUCCAGUCUUCGUAGCGAUGAUUUUCGGAUGGAAACUCAUCAAGCGCACGAAGUUCAGGAAGGCGAGCGAAAUGGAUCUUGAGACUGAUGUCUAUACUAAAGAUGAUAUGGAACCUGUCAAGAAAGAUUGGAAAAGCUGGGGUCAGAGGAUUGGAACCUGGUUUUGCUUCUAA
Messenger RNA from Cucurbitaria berberidis CBS 394.84, 1581 nucleotides. RefSeq lists its product as uncharacterized. The record is from RefSeq and is a predicted model, not a curated record. Gene Ontology annotation, molecular function: amino acid transmembrane transporter activity. NCBI's taxonomy places the organism in Eukaryota, Fungi, Ascomycota, Dothideomycetes, Pleosporales, Cucurbitariaceae. Gene Ontology annotation, cellular component: membrane. Gene Ontology annotation, biological process: amino acid transmembrane transport. Bases 1 to 1581 code for a protein of 526 amino acids. The transcript has a single exon.